Candidula unifasciata is the source of this 1775-nucleotide messenger RNA. The record is from the annotation of a GenBank genome assembly. Lineage: Eukaryota; Metazoa; Mollusca; Gastropoda; Stylommatophora; Geomitridae.
GAGAAGAAAGAGAGACAUGGGAUAACCGCGCCCAAUUUCUCUUGUCGCUGAUUGGCUACGCUGUUGGCCUUGGCAACGUGUGGAGGUUUCCUUACUUGACUCAGAAAAAUGGAGGGGGAGCCUUCCUAAUCCCAUAUGCCCUGAUGCUGGCCAUCGAGGGCAUCCCUCUUUUCUUCUUGGAGCUAGCAGUAGGACAGCGGCUGAGAAAAGGCGCCAUCGGAGCAUGGAAUCAGGUAUCUCCGUUUCUGUCGGGAGUUGGUAUCUGCUCCGCCAUUGUGUCUUUCUACCUGUCUCUCUACUACAAUACAAUCAUGAGCUGGUGUAUAGUCUACCUGUUUCAGUCGUUUCAGAGUCCCCUCCCUUGGUCGUCGUGCCCGCAUCAUUUCGGCGAAAACGGCAGUUUUGUGGCAGUGCCAGAAUGUGAGAGAAGCAGCCCACCCAGCUACUUCUGGUACCGCUCCACCCUCAACACAGCUCCCACGGUGGAGUCGAUCCCCGAGUUCAACUGGAAGAUCGCUGUGGGACUGGUGGCGGCAUGGUUGCUGGUCUUUCUCUGCAUUCUCAAGGGCAUCAAAACCACUGGCAAGGUGGUUUACGUGACAGCAACCUUUCCCUACCUGGUUCUGGUGAUAUUUUUCUUUCGUGGAAUUACCUUGGAAGGAUUCGACAAGGGGCUAGCACUUCUAUUCAUUCCCGAGUGGCACCGUCUCUGGGACCCCGCAGUGUGGCUGGACGCGGCAACUCAGAUCUUCUACUCCUUCGGCCUGGCUUUCGGCAGCCUCAUAGCCCUAGCUUCCUACAACCCGGUGAGGGGUGACUUCCUCAGAGACACUCUUUUGGUCACCAUCUGUGACUUCUUCACUUCGAUCUUCACAGCUGUUGUCGUGUUUUGUAUAUUGGGUUUCCGAGCAACUAUGCAGUAUAAAGCUUGCCUUGAGCAGAACCGAUCACACAACACUGGGUCAAGUCUGCAGGCGGACAACCAUACGUGCAACUUCCAGGAAAUCAUUGAGAAGUCAGGAUCCGGUACUGGACUGGCCUUCAUUACCUUCACAGAAGCCAUCAACCAGUUCCCACUGGCGCCACUAUGGGCAGUGCUCUUCUUUCUCAUGCUGCUGACCCUUGGGCUGGACUCCAUGUUUGGGACUCUAGAAGGGGCCAUCACUUCCCUCAACGAUCUGAUGUUUUUUCCCAGAAUCAGGAAGGAGGUCGUCUGCGGCAUCGUCUGUUUGGGCUGUCUGAUACUGUCAAUGUGUUUCGCAACAUCGACUGGGCCCUAUGUGUUCGCCUUGUUCGACUCGUUUUGCGCCAAUAUUCCCUUGUUGAUCGUCGGAUUCAUGGAGUGUGUGGCCAUAUCUUACAUCUACGGCCUCAAGCAAAUCAGCGACGACAUUGAGUUGAUGUUGGGCAAACGGCCGUCCUAUUUCUGGCUGAUCUGUUGGCGGUAUCUGAUGCCUGUCGCUGUUGGGGUCAUCUUUCUUUCCAGCGUCUUUGAGAUCAUUACACAGGGCAUUGUCUACGAGGCCUGGGACCCAGAGAAGGGCGUCAACGUGCUCCUACCCUGGCCCUGGUGGUGUAAGAUCUUGGCUGUUGUCCUGAUUGUGACCUCGGUUGCCUGGAUACCCGGAAUGGCCGUCGCUCGCUGUCUGGGAUUUACCGCUCUCAAGGAGGAGGAGCCGGCUUUCUUCCCUACGGAGGAGCUGAGAGAUGAGCACGGAAUCACUCCUCAUAAAACUACUCGGUUUGAGAGGGUGGUUCUAGGGUUUCGAGAGUAG